Molecule: messenger RNA, 2646 nt
Organism: Closterium sp. Naga37s-1
Lineage: Eukaryota; Viridiplantae; Streptophyta; Zygnematophyceae; Desmidiales; Closteriaceae
Source: the annotation of a GenBank genome assembly
AUGUCGCUCGAUACCGGCGCGCUUUUCAGCCGCCAACAAAGCGCCGAUGUCGCUGCCCUUGCCGCCGCGGUCGCUGCUUCUUCUUCCAUGCGUCAUUCUGAUUACGUCUUUGAUGCCACGUCAGAAGACGACGAAGAGGAGAUGAUCUCGCCGUUUCAGGCUGCCAACCGUGUCGCGUCGCGACACACGUCCGCCUCUGACGCUUCAUCCGCCAGGUCCGCCGCCGCGUCGCUUUCCGAAGCGCGACAACUUUGGCAAGACGAGACGAACAUGCGCCGCCACUCCCAGCCGAAGCGGGUAAAUUCACUCAAUGAUCUUUCUAACUAUGGAGGUUACAAUAAUGGCGGUUACGAUCAUGGCGGCGGCUACGACAGCGAGUUCAACGGUUACAACGCCGCUGUAGGGCAGCAGAGUCCGGCGUUUUCCCAACUUGAGCGCCAGCCGUCGUGCGGCCGCUCCUGCGGAGGCUGCGGUGCGGGCGGAAGCAUGCGCUCGUCGCGCUCCCCCUCGCCGGCUCCGUCAGUCCGAUCUGCUUCCGCCGCCGCCUUCCCUGACUUCGAGGGCGGCGAUAUCGCUAGGGGCUUCUCCGCCCUGGAUUCCGCCGAUUGCACAACCGGCGGAAGGAGCGGGCGGCGCGCGCUUCACCGCGGCGCUGGCAGCGCGCAAGAUGGAUCUACGCGGCCCGCUUUUCCAGAUUAUGACGCUUCCGCGGCCGCGACUGCAUGUGGGCUCGUUCCGUCACCAUCGCCGCCACCGCCGGGGUUGGCGCAGUGGCAGCAGCAGCAGUCGUUCUCGAGAUCUGCCUCUUACAGCCGCAACGAUUCCCGCGAAUACGAUUCCCAGCGCGACCCACGGCCUGCGCCGCGCGCGCGGUUCCCCUCCGCGCCGUCGACACCCGUCCGCCGAACGAGCCUGGACCACCGCGCGAUGAGGGCGAAUCUUCCGCACCCCGCGGACGCGUCCGCCUUUGUGGCGUCGCUCCGCGGCGGGAGUCCCGCGGACGCUCGAAGCGUGUUCACCGCGAUCGAUUCGGACAGCGAGAGCCAAUGCGACGACGGGGAGAUUGCUGACGAGGAGGGGACUGUGAAGUCGGGUUACUCGUUGCCUUCGCCACAUGACGCAGGGGCGGCGGAGGAGAGGCCAAAGAGAAUUCAUCACUUUUGCCGGCCAGUUUGUGCAAUUCCCCCAUUGGUCGAGUCACCAGCAGCCAAUCCCGAAGCAGCGUUUGCUAACACUGAGGAUUUCACUAAAGCAGGCGGUUCUGACCUGCAUUACGUCCAGAUGCAGGCUACCAAGCCGAUGGAGGAUCAGCCAAAGAUCGCCAGCAAGCUCCUCCCUCUAGACACCAAAGAGUCAUCAGUGCUCGACGUUUUGGUGGUCGGCUGUGGGCCGGCGGGCCUCUCUAUCGCGGCAGAGUGCGCAAAGCGCGGGCUCACGGUGGGGCUGGUUGGCAGAGAUGCACCGUUCGUCAACAACUACGGCGUCUGGCUCGACGAUUUUAAAGCCAUUGGGUUGGACCACUGCAUUGACCAAGUGUGGACCGACACUAUUCUAUACACAGACUCCGAUGUUCCCAUCACCACGGGGAGGGCGUAUGGCCGAGUAGAGCGCUCAAGACUCCACAACGAGCUUGUUCUGAGAUGCCAGCAGGCGGGAGUGCGGUAUGUGGAGAAGGAGGUGGAGAGCAUGGAUGACGAUGCACGGAGCAGCUCAGUGGCGUGCACUGAUGGGUCACGAAUCAACAGCAGGCUCGUUGUGGUGGCGGCUGGAGCAGCUUCUGGGAAGUUUCUCAAGUACGACAAUGACACGAGAGGGGUGGGCGUGCAAACAGCAUACGGCAUCGAAGUGGAGCUGGACUCAGCCUACCCGUACAACCCAGCCAGCAUGCUGUUCAUGGACUACCGGGACCUCCAACGCUCCAGGGAGGAGCUGGCAGCCGAAGGGGAGCUCUCCCAGCGCCCCAGCUUCCUCUACGCCAUGCCUUCCACCCCCACACGGGUGUUCUUCGAGGAGACAUGCCUGGCAUCCCGCCCUGCAAUGCCGUUUGACAUGCUCAAGACACGCCUGCGAAGCCGGCUGGCGCAGCUGGGGGUCAAAUACACCGUGACACAUGAGGAGGAGUGGUCCUACAUCCCUGUGGGCGGCUCUCUCCCUCUUACCACGCAGCAGCACCUGGGCUUUGGUGCUGCUGCGUCCAUGAUUCAUCCUGCCACAGGCUACUCCAUCACUCGCUCGCUCACCGAAGCUCCCCACUACGCCACUGCCCUCGCUGCUGCUCUGCGCUCUCCCAGCCGAACUUCACUAGAAGCUGCAACUCAAGCCUGGGACCACCUGUGGUCAGUGGAGCGCAAGAGGCAGCAAUCAUUCAUGAUAUUCGGCCUUGAGCUCAUUCUGCAGCUCGAUGCACCAGCCACCCGAGAUUUCUUCAACGCCUUCUUCAAGCUGCCCCCCAGGCUAUGGCGGGGCUUCCUGGCGUCCAACCUCUCCUCUCUCGACCUCCUCCUCUUUGCCUUCUCCACCUUCCUGGUCGCUUCCAACCCUCUCCGCUUCCGCCUUAUCAACCAUCUAAUCACCGACCCCAGCGGGGCAAACCUCAUCCGCACUUAUGCUGGAAUCAAGAACCCUCCAGCUGAGAAACAAGAGUAA